AUGGGUAUCGCUCCAGCUCCGCCUCAGCAGAGCUCCGACUCGGACGGCUACAUCACGAGCGAGAAGGAGACACAGAAUCAGGUUGAACAUGCCACUCUCGCCGUGUCCUCGGAUGAGGAUCCCAACUCCGGGAAGCUCACCAAAGAGGUCAUCCUGGCCUACAUCGCCAUGUGCGGUCAAAUCAACGCCUACAUCAUGUCCAUGCUCAUCCCCGCCACGACGCUCAGCUGGAUCAACGCCGAGCUGGGCCCCGACCCCAACUCGACCUGGAUCACCCUCAACUGGACCUUCGGCGCCUCCCUCAUCGUCUCCAUCGGCGGUCGCCUCUCGGACAUCUUCGGCCGGCGCUACUUCAUGAUGACGGGCGCCCUCAUCUCCAUCGCCGGCUGCCUCGUCGGUGCCAACGGCAAAAGCAUCAACCAGAUGAUCGCCUCCGGCGCGCUCUUCGGUAUCGGUUCCGGUUUCCAGGAACUCUGCUACGCCUGCGUGCAGGAAGUUGUGCCUAACCGGUACCGCAUCGUUGCCGUCGGCGGCCUGGACGUCAGCUUGGCCCUCGCCUUCUCCAGCCCCGUCAUCAGCUACGCCUUCAUCGCCUACCAGGACAUCGGCUGGCGGGGCGCCUACUGGUACCUGUUCUCCUUCCACUGCUUCGCCUUCGUCAUGCUAUUCUUCUUCUACAACCCGCCCGACUUUGAGAUGAAGCACCGCGAGGAUGGUAAGACCAAGUGGCAGCUCGUCAAGCAGAUGGACUGGGUUGGCGUCUUCCUCUUCCUCUGCGGCGGUGCCCUCUUCCUCAUCGGCGUGAACUUUGGCGGCCGUACCUACCCUUGGACACAUCCUGGGACGUUGGCACCCAUUAUCAUUGGCGGAUGCUGCUUCAUCGCUGUCGGUUUCUGGUGUGCUUAUGCCGACCUGAAAUACCCGCUGUUCCCGCCCAAGCUGUUCAGGAGGGUCCGAGAGUUCGACAUGGUCAUCGUCGUCUGCUUUGUUGGUGGUAUGCUCUACUAUAGCAUGAACGUGCUUUGGCCUCGCCAGGCGCAAGCUUUCUUCAUCCCCGAGGACGAGAUUAUCAUGCGAGGUGUUUACGCCAUCAUUUUCUCUUGCGGUACUUGGUCUGCCGGUCUGAUUGUCGUCUUCAUCUGCUCCCGCCUCCACAACGAAAAGUGGCAGCUCGUUGCCUUCACCGUGGUCCAGACGGCCCUCAUCGGGUCCAUGGCAUCUGUAGGCGCCAACGACAAGGCCCAGGCCAUCGUCACUGUGGUGAUUGCUGCGAUGACCAUUACGCCGCCUCAACUUCUCUCUUUCACCAUGUUGUCGUUCGGUCUGGAGGACCAAGCUGACAUGGGUGUCGCCGUCGGUCUUGCCGGAACGUUCCGUCUCUUCGGCGGCGCAGUGGCCACAGCCAUCUACACGGCCAUCUACUCCAACCGCUUCAACGAAGUGCUCCCCGCCGAGCUGACGGCCGCCAUCGAGGCCUCGGACGUGCCCUAUUCGGACACGCUCCUCAGCGACCUCACCAGCGCGGCUGUCGUCAACACACGGGCCGCCUACACGGCGGUCGCGGGCGCCACGCCGGACCUCGUCGACCGCGCCGUCGAGGCUGCCCGCGAGGCCUACGUCAAGGGCUUCAGCCUGGUGUACCUGGUUGCCAUCGCCUUCGGUGCGCUGGCUACCAUUGCGGCGGCGUGCACCGUCAGCACGGACCGGAGCAAGAAGAACAACGAUCGUGCGAUUAUCAUGAAGAAUGAAGUCCAGAAGCAGGAUGCGGCUGUCGAGCACAAGACCGUUGCGUAA
This is a messenger RNA of Sodiomyces alkalinus F11, 1794 nucleotides long. RefSeq names its product MFS general substrate transporter. The record is from RefSeq and is a predicted model, not a curated record. Gene Ontology annotation, cellular component: membrane. Lineage: Eukaryota; Fungi; Ascomycota; Sordariomycetes; Glomerellales; Plectosphaerellaceae. Gene Ontology annotation, biological process: transmembrane transport. The transcript has 5 exons. Gene Ontology annotation, molecular function: transmembrane transporter activity. The coding region runs from base 1 to 1794 and encodes 597 amino acids.